Messenger RNA from Osmerus eperlanus (European smelt), 7559 nucleotides. Its product is annotated as disks large homolog 5-like. Bases 406 to 6498 code for a protein of 2030 amino acids. The record is from RefSeq and is a predicted model, not a curated record. NCBI's taxonomy places the organism in Eukaryota, Metazoa, Chordata, Actinopteri, Osmeriformes, Osmeridae. Gene Ontology annotation, molecular function: protein binding. Gene Ontology annotation, biological process: negative regulation of hippo signaling; regulation of apoptotic process. The transcript has 34 exons. Gene Ontology annotation, cellular component: plasma membrane.
UUCGCUACGGAUCCAUGGCGGAGUUCGCAGUUCUGGAGACGGGAUCUUGAACAGUUUUAACUUUUAAGCAUGAGGGAAGAAAAACUUGGGAUUGGAAAACCUUAUUUUCUAAGGGAAUGCAGCGAGGAACGCUUUCGACAUAUGCCGAAACAUUUUCGAAAACGACGAAGUGCUGAACCUUGAGCGCUCUGGGAAAAUGCAUUGCUCUUUCUUAGUGCAGUCAACAGCCUUGGGCAACAAAUAUGGCUACUUGUGUCUCUUGCAAUUUGGGUUGAAAAGCGACUCAACUUGGCUAUGCACUACGUUUUCGGGGACACUGAACUCUUUAAAGUGACCAUCGAUUAGUAGUUGUAGUUUUGGGGUCUUGACGUGGUCAUACAACGGGUCUUGUGCGAACGAAUUGAGAUGGAGUCGAAGCACAAAGAGUUGUUAGAUAAAUGCUACCAGAACUUACUAGAGUCAAUAACAGAUGCAGACAGAGUUGUAGAUGUGUUGGCCAAAUCUGGCACCCUUAAUCAAUCGGAGCACUACGAACUGGGGCAUAACUGUACAUCCAACUCCGAAAAAGUGGACCGUCUUUUGAAGAUGCUGAUAAGUAAAGAGAGGGAUCAUUUCCAAGAUCUUUGUACGGCCCUGGAAAAGACUCACCCUCACCUGAAUUCUCCUCUACUAUUGAACAUUGUACCAGUGGACCCACUAUCUGGUUCCACUUACAGCGUCUUGUCCACAAUGCCGUCUGACUCUGAAAGUAGCAGCUCUCUCAGCAGUUUAGGUACCCCCGGCCAAGCCUCGUCCCCCCCGCCCGCCAGCACGGAGAACCGUCAGCUGAGCGAGAGGAUGGAGACGGUGUUGUUCCAGCUGAGGCAGGUGACCCGGGAGAGGGAUGAGCUGCGGAAGCGCCUGGCUCUCUCCUCUCCAGGAACCACGUUCGACGACUGCAGGCCCCACUCCAAAACGGGUCACGACUACGAGCGUCUGAAACUGCAGUGUAUGAAGGCCCUGGCAGACCUGCAGUCCCUGCAGAACCAGCACAGCAGCACGCUGAAGAGAUGCGAGGAGACCGUGAAGAAAGCCGACUUCUACCACACCCUCCACAGCCGCCUGGCGAGCGAGCAGGCCCAGGUGAAGGAGGAGCUGGAGGCGGCGCGACAGGACAACAGCCAGCUGGCGAGGGAACACAACCACCUGAAGCAGGGCUGUGAGGAGCUCCGCAGGCUGCACGACGAGGGCCAGAGGGAGGUGGCCGACAUGAGGCUGCUGCACCAGCAGGUGAUGAGGGAUGGGGCGUCGGAGAUCCUCAACAAGCUGUACGACACGGCCAUGGACCAGCUGGAGGGCCUGAAGAGGGACUACGAGGCGCUGAGGAAGAGGUACAACGAGAAGACGGCCCAGCACAACACGGACCUGAGCCGCCUGGAGCAGGCUUCUGAGGAGAAGCACCUGCUGCAGAAGCAGGCCGACUCCCUGCUGAAGCAGAGAGACGCCGCCGUGCACUACCAGCAGCAGUACUCGUCCUCCAUGAGGAGGUUCGACUCCGCCCAGCAGGAGCUGUCCAAGGCCUCGGCGCAGAACAAGGAGCUGCAGCGGGAGAUGGAGCGGCUGCAGGCGGACGCCACGCGCCUCAAGACCCAGCAGCUGAAGGCGACCAAGGACUGUGACAAGUACAAGGAGGAGAGGGACUCUGUGUUCAGCGAGUACCGCCUCAUCAUGAGCGAGAGGGACCAGGUGAUCAAGGAGGUGGACAAGCUGACCACGGGGCUGGAGGUGGCCGAGGCCAAGCUGAAGAACACGUCGUCGGAGAGGCGCGUGGCCGGCGAGGAGAUGGAGGCCUUGCGACAGGAGCUGGGAUCGGCGCUUGUGGACAGGGACCGGGCCAUCUGCGAGAAGAACGAGCUGCUAGACAAGUACUGCCACGAGGUGAAGGACAAGGCCGAGGCCCAGAAGGAGCUGAGCCAGGCCUGCAAGGACAUGGAGACGGUCCGCGAGGAGAGAGACGUCGCCCGCAAGGAGAGGACCGAGGCCAUCAUCCAGAGAGACCAGCUGCUCCGAGAAUACUACCAGGCCAGACAGAAACAGGACUCUGCCUCCGUGGACAUGGAGCGGGCCAGCAAGGAGAUCGACAUGCUGAGGAAGCAGUACGAGGCCAUCUCCCAGGAGCUGAAGGAGGCCUCACAGGAGGCCGAGGUGGCCAAGUGCAGACGGGACUGGGCCUUCCUGGAGAGGGACAAGAUCGUAGCUGAGAGGGAGAGCAUACGGACGCUGUGUGACAACCUGAGGCGGGAGAGGGACCGGGCUGUGAGUGAUCUGGCAGACGCUCUGAGAAACUUGGAUGAUAUGAGGAAACAGAAGAAUGAAUCCUUGCGGGAGCUCAAGGAGCUGAAAGAGAAGAUGGAGGACCAGUUGGAGAGGGAAGCUCGGUUUCGUCAGUUGAUGGCCCACAAUUCCCACGACUCGGCCAUCGACACAGACUCUCUGGAGUGGGAGACAGAAGUGGUUGAGUUUGAAAAGGACAGAGAGGACAUGGAUUUAAAGGCCUUGGGGUUCGACGUCGCGGAGGGCCUAAAUGACCCGUAUUUACCGGGAGACUGUGGGAUUUAUGUGAGCAAGGUGGACAAAGGCAGCAUCGCUGAAGGAAGAUUAAGAGUAAACGAUUGGCUGCUGAAGAUUAACGACGUGGACCUGACCAAUAAGGACAGGAGGCAGGUGAUCAGGGCUGUGCUGAUUGGAGAGGGGGUGAUCAAUAUGGUGGUCCGCAGGAGGAAGUCACUGGGCGGAAGAUUAAUCACCAACGUACAGCUGAAUCUCACGGGACACAAAGACAGUGGUAUUGGUCUGGAGAGUGGAGUGUUUGUGGCUGGAGUUGCCUCAGGCAGUCCGGCUGCCAAGGAUGGUUCCCUCACAGUUGGUGAUAGAGUAAUUGCUAUAAAUGGAAUUGCGCUCGAUAACAAGUCUCUGACAGACUCUGAAGCCUUGCUGAGGAGCUGCAGGGACUCUCUGAGCGUCUCUCUCCUGAAGAUUCUUCCACAGAGUUGCUCUGGCCAGAGUCUGUUUGAGAACCUGAGGGACACUGAGAGGAACUCCAACUGCCGGCUCCACGCCGGAGAGCUCCACCUCAGGAACUGCCGAAACUCCAAGCACAACAGCUCCACCCAGACGGACAUCUACAGUCCGGACGCAGGGGGGGAGGGCGUGGGGGCACACAAAGAGAGGGCCGACGUGCUAGACGGGGGCUCCCUCUGCCAGCACAAGCCCUUCUCCAGCAGCUCCCUCCACUCUCGCUCUCUGUCCCACCGCGGGGGCCCCCAGCUCAGCCCCAGGCUCAGCCCCAGGCCCCUCAGUCCCUCCAGCGCCCACCAGAGCUGCUACAGGAGACCCGAGCACCACAGACGGCCCCUCACCUUCAGCCCUGUCGCAUCCGACUGCCUCACCCUCCAGCCCCCCCAGGCCAGCGUGGCCCUCCCAGAGAAGCCCAGUGGUGGCACCUGGCCCAAAGUCAUGGAGGGCUCCUCCCUGCCCGAAUGCACCCAACUCUCCAUCUACAAGAAGCCUAAACAGAGGAAAUCCAUCUUUGACGCCGACACCUUCAAAAGGCCCGAGGCGCCCCCCAAGCUGGACUUCCUGUCACUGACCCAGCUGCCCAGACACUCCCCUCAGAGCCCCAGGUGUGACACGCUGCAGGCCCCGCCCACCCCACCUACCAGGAGCGACUCGUUCCGGUUCAAACACCGUCAGCAGAACAGCUCCGCCUCCGACUCCACUGUCACCACGGGCACCCCUCCGGCCACGCCCGGCCAGACCCCCGGACCCCUGCAGGAGGCCGCCCUGGAGGGGAGAGGAGACGCAGGGAAGCACCCCUACUACAUGGACACCCCUGGAGAGAGCAAGCCCAACUCCAAGAAGUCAUGUGACGAGGAAGUGAGCAAGCAGAGGUCGGAGGUGCACAGCAGGAAGAGGUACCGGCCAAAGUCGGCCCCCGCUCUGCGCCGAAACAUGACCCCCCUGCACCUCCCCAUCCCCAUCCAGCAGAUCCAGAACUUCUCCAACGACGAGCAGUCACCCGAGCCAGUGGACCUGGUCCGCUUCUCUCCGCUGCGCUCGCACCGUUACAGCAUGCCCUUCGUCCCUCCCAGCUACAGCAGCACUGUGGCCGCCCACCCCCCCCAACGAGGCCUGGCGCCCUGCCCCGCCGUGACGGCCGUGAUGAGGAACCCGGUGUACACCGCCUGGAGCCACGAGAUCAAUCCCAACACCUGCCCCCCCGCGCCCAGCCCCAGCUGCCUUCCUGGCCCCCUCCCCAGCCCCCAUCACCAGUGCCGUCUAAGUCUGGACCUCAGUCACAAGCGCUCGGGUGAUUUAAUCGAGUCGUCUCGGAUCCAGGCCCCACACAGCACCAACUCCCUGCCCUCCAGCGCCCGACUGGGUUCCUCAAGUCAUUUACAGUUACGGACAGAGCGCAUUAAAAUCCCCCCGACCAGAUACCCACGCUCCACAGCCAGCUCUGAUCGAGGCUCCCUGUCCCACUCAGAGUGCAGCAGCCCUACUCCCCCCACGUCCCCCGUCACCCUGGACGCAGCCUCCUUCGCCAGCAGCUCGUCGCAGGGCUCCGUGUCCACGCAGCCCAGGAUAUCAGUCAGCCCCGACCCCGGGGGGGACAGGAGGAAAGACAGGAAACUGUGUCUUAACAGGUCUUAUGUCAAACUCCCUCUGGCAGUUAAACCCUGGUUCUGCUCCUUAAGGAGCCUGAGGCCGUACCUGGAGGAGCCACGCAACGUGACGGUCCAGAAGGGGGCGGAGCCUCUGGGCAUCUCCAUCGUGAGCGGGGAGAACGGGGGUGUGUUCGUGUCCAAGGUGACGUCUGGCAGCAUCGCACAUCAGGCCAGGCUGGAGUACGGAGACCAGCUCCUGGAGUUUAACGGCAUCAACCUGCGGAACGCUAACGAGCAGCAGGCGCGCCUGGUCAUCGGGCAGCAGUGCGACACCAUCACCAUCCUGGCGCAGUACAACCCUCACAUGUUCCAGCUGGGCGUCCCCUCACGCUGCAGCUCUCGCAUGGAGUCCAUCAGCAGCCAGGUCACGCCGCAGGCCAGCGGCAACACCACCCCGGACAACCACUCCACCAUCGACACCCUGAGCGAGCAGGAUGAGGGCACCAUGACCCCGCCCUCCAGACAGACCACCCCCGCCACCAGCCCCCGUAGCUCCCUCAGGCUGUCUGCUGGUGCGCGGAGGGCCCAGGAGGUGCGGCUGGUGAGGCUGAAGAGGGCCGGGGCGGAUCUGGGGGUCCAGAUCUGCGGAGGGAACCUGUACGGGGUGUACGUGGAGAGCCUGGAUGACGACAGCCCCGCCAAGUGUCCCGACGGCCUGCUGCCCGGGGAUCUGAUCCUGGAGUACAACGGUGUCAACAUGAAGAACAAGACUGCUGAGGAAACCUAUCUGGAGAUGCUGAAACCAGCUGACACCAGCACGUUCAGAGUCCAGCACUGCCUGGACGAGCUCACCAUGCUGAAAGACUCACCUGGAGAUGGGUUCUUCAUGAGAGCUCUUUAUGAACGUGUGGCAGAGGGGGAGACAGAGCUGAGCUUCAAGAAGGAUGACAUCCUGUACAUCGAGGACACGUUACCCAGGGGGAACUUUGGCUACUGGAUGGCCUGGCAGCUAGACGAGAGCGCUCGCAAGCUGGAGCGAGGGCAGAUUCCCAGCAAAUACAUGAUUGACCAGGAGUUCUACCGGCGACACAGCAUGCCCGACAUGAAGGACGAGAACAACAGCAAGAGCAUGUCGGCCGCGGCACGGCGCUCCUUCUUCAGGAGGAAACAGAAACACAAACGCAGCAGCUCCAAAGAUGGGAAGGACCUCCUGACUCUGGACGCCAUCAGCACCGACUCCCUUCCCAUCAUGGACGACGGCGUGAGUCUGGCCUACCAGAGGGUGCAGAAGGUGGAGUGCUCCUCCCCCAGGCCUGUGCUGGUCCUGGGGCCGCUGGUGGAGGCCAGCAAGGACAUGCUUAUGAAGGAAGCCCCUGACAGGUUCUGCCGCUGCCUGCCUGAGGUGAUGAAGGCGUCUCAGCAGGCCAUCGAGCGGGGCGUGAACGACUGCGUUUUCAUCGACUAUAAACGAAGAAGCGGCCAUUUUGACGUGACAACCGUCGCGUCGAUUAAGGAGAUCACAGAGAGGGACUGUCACUGUUUACUUGACAUUGCUCCUCACGCCAUCGAACGGCUUCACAGCGUUCACAUCUAUCCAAUCGUCAUUUUCAUUCGCUACAAAAAUGCCAAGCAGAUAAAAGAGCAGAAGGAUCCGCAGUUCUUGCGGGAUAAAGUCACACAGAAACAUUCCAAAGAGCAGUUUGAGAUUGCUCAGAAGACGGAGCAGGAGUUCAGCAAGUUCUUCACAGGUAUCGUCCAAGGAGGGAGCUUGGGCUACGUUUGCACUCAGAUCAUGACCAUCGUCGAUCAAGAACAGAGUAAAGUCCUGUGGAUUCCAGAUGGAAGUUUGUAGAGACCCCCGCAGCUCUAUCACCAAUCACCCUUAGGAACGGUCUCAAUAUGUAAUAAUGUUCUCAUAUCGGUACGUGUUCAAGGUGGGCCAGAUGGUCGACACUUAACAGUUUCAACACUACACUUCUUGUACAAGGUCACGAUGGUAGCACUGAUGGUUUCCACACUGCAUCACGGAGGUCACCCGCUCCUCUCAACAAUGAUGCUGUACUUCAGAUCUUUUGUUUACACUAGUAUUUAAUGUAAUGCUUACUUGAAUGUGUUUGCACCAUUACUCACAGCACUCCUUUUGUUCCCUAUGACCCUGGAUGACCUGUGCUCUAAACUGUGUCGGAGCAGACGGUUGUUUAAGCUACAGUGUUGGUAUAGAGGACCAGGCUUAAUAGAAUGGACCACUGUUCGUCUCUCUAUGGUAUUUUUUUUUCCCUGUCGUUUUUAAUUUAUCUAACCAAAUCAAAGAUGUUGGUUAUGAACUUUUUUGGGGGUUAUAAUAAAUGUAGCAGUUUGGUUAAUAGAAUUAUUUGUUUUAUUUUCUUCUGUUUGUCAUAUGAUAAAUAAAUAUAUAUACCUAUUUAUAGAAAAAAUGUUGGGCAGAUUUGCAUGAUUCAUUUUUGUAAGUUGAUAAAACCUUUUACUUUUUUUGGGCAGUUUAUUAAUAAUGCGCAGAUAAUGUUAAGGAUGACACUAUCAGUCUUCAGUACAAUGUGUUUGUGUGCCAUGUCAGUCUGGAUGUUGUUGAUUAACACAAAGAAACUGUUUCAAAGUAUGCUAGUGAUAUUCCCAACAUUUCAUUUAUUUUGCCUUAUGGGCCGCCUCCCUUGAGAAGGAUUCUUGAAAGGGAUAUUUUGUUGUUUGUGUCUUUUAUUAUAGAAAAUGUACUGUCGAUAUGAGAUAAUUAUGAAGUACUUUUAAGUAUUUGAGCAUUAAUGUCUGCACAAAUAUUCGGGUUUAUUGAUAACGUUUCAUCUUCUAAUGCUGGUUAAAGGUGGGCUAGGAGUUUUUGCUUCCAACUAUUUGUAUCAAAGGAAAUUGAGAAAUAAAUACAGUGAAUCGUGAAAGGGA